AUGCGGAACAAUAAAUAAUUUUAGUAGUACAACUCACCUCUUUACAGCUACCUAAUCCUUGCUUUACUUCGAGAUCAACCUUGCAGCUGACGAUGGCGACGUGGGAUCGUUUCCGACACAUGGAUUUGAUCGAAAAGGUCGAGGAGAUUCAGUCUCAGCUUUCCCUCUUCGCAACACGUAGUAACAAUAGCCCGAAGUACAGAGCAGACUUAGUCGAGCUCCAGCGACGUGGUCACGAGUAUCGCCAAAUCCUGGCCCUUCCUGUGACUCCAGCAAAAUGUGAACAAAAGAUUGAUGACGGAGAAGUAUGGAGAUGGAUUCGUGAAACCAGAGAUCUCCUGAUGCGAUGUGAGAAUUGUUACUUUUACACGAUGUUUCACCUGCAGGACGCGGAUUCGGUUUUCAGGAUACACCACAUCCCUAAGGGUUUCGCAACGCUCGAUCAAGGCAAGUCAAUUGGAAUUAUGUCUUGACGUUCGCUGACCUAUCACCUGUAUAGCACAACAACGGGAGCUGUACGACGCGUGGAUCCGUUUCGAUAAACAUCCACAGAAUAUACGCAAUCGGAGCAAAAUUGAGUUUGAGUCC
Messenger RNA from Alternaria alternata, 588 nucleotides. RefSeq lists its product as hypothetical. Lineage: Eukaryota; Fungi; Ascomycota; Dothideomycetes; Pleosporales; Pleosporaceae. The coding region runs from base 93 to 473 and encodes 126 amino acids. The record is from RefSeq and is a predicted model, not a curated record. The transcript has a single exon.